CCCCGCGCCGCUCAGCCCGGGCGGGCGGGGGUGUAAUUUCCUCCACGGCUCGGGGCCGGGCCGGGAUGGGGCUGUAGCUGUAGCCGCCAUGGAGCGGGCCGAGGGCCGGUCCGGCGCCCUCCAGUACGUCCAUGUGCAGCUGCAGGGGGGCGCGCCCUGGGGCUUCACGCUGCGCGGCGGGCUAGAGCACGGCGAGCCCCUCAUCGUCUCCAAGGUGGAGGAUGGGGGCAAGGCUGCACUAUCCCGCCGGCUGCAGCCCGGUGAUGAGCUGGUGAACAUCAGUGGGACACCAUUGUACGGAUCCCGCCAGGAAGCUCUGAUCCUCAUCAAGGGAUCCUACCGAACUCUGAAGAUGAUCGUUCGCAGGAGGAGUGUGCCCGUCCUCCGGCCCCAUUCCUGGCACAUGGCCAAACUUGCUGAAAGCCGCCCUGACGUCCCCACCAUGCACUGCCCGGCCGAUGCCUUCAGCCUCUCCUGGCCCUCRGGGUGUGAUGUCAGCACUGACCGGAGCAGCUCCAUCGGGAGCAUGGAGAGCCUGGACCAUCCCGGCCAGGCCUACUAUGAAGGAGACCCCUCACCCGCUGACCAGGGCAUGUACCACAGCAAGCGGGACUCGGCCUACAGCUCCUUCUCUGCCAGCUCCAUCGCCUCUGACUGUGCCCUCUCUCUCCGUCCUGAAGAGGCUGUGUCCAUCGACUCCAGCCUCCAAGGCCCCUGCAAAGCCUCUGAUGGGCGCUACCUGACCUCAGGGGCUGAGCCAUUUGCCAGCCGGCACCUUGAAGCCUGGCGGGCACCUGUGCCCCCCCAGCCCCCUGUCAGGAGGGACAGCCUGAGGGCAGCCCCAGCUGGUGGAGGGGACAGGCACCAGGUGUCAGUGUCAGCAGACAGGCUGCAUGCCAARGGCCGGUGGAUCUCUGACACCUUCCUCUGCCAGCGGGAUGGGGAGGUGGAAGUGGUAGGCAGGACACUGGCGCCAUACCCCACAAAGGACCGUCUCUCUGCUGACCAGUAUUACAUGCUGAGCUCCCACCCGGACCGAUGCCCGGCUGAGCCACUCUUGGGGGAGAGCAUGGAGUCUGACAACCAGCCAUACCUGGAUGACAGCAUGCACCAAGUGCCGGAUGCCAUGACAGCAGGUGACAACCCGUUGCUGUCCCCUCUCAAGGGCCAUGUGUCGCACCGGCACAGUGCUCCUGAGCAGUUGCUGGCCUCCCAGCUCCGCUCCCUCCAGCUGGGCACCAGCAGUGGGCAAGCCUUGCCAGCUCCCAGUGGGCACCGCUGGACCUUGUCCCCUCUGUGUCCUGAGGGCAGCCAGGGGGGAGCCACAGGGGCUGCCCAGGACUCCCCCCACCGCCCAGAGUCUUGCUGCCGCCCACCUCCCUGCCGCUGCUGCCCUGAACUGCAGCAAGCCUGUGGGCAGGAUGGCCAGGGACCCAGCCCAGCACUCAGCACUGAGGGACCAGUGGAGGAAGAGAGCCAGGCAGGGGCCCGGCGGUCUGGGGGUCCUCCCCACCGCUCUGCUCAAAUGCGCCGCCGCAGCGACCGCUUUGCUACUAGCCUGCGCAAUGAGAUCCAGCGGCGCAAGGCCCAGCUUCAGAAGAGCCGGGGUCCUGGUGCACUUCCACCUGGUGAGGAGCCGGUGGAGGAGACUGAGGAGCCCUCCGAGGGGACUGUACUGGCAGAGGGAUCACCUGCCCGGCCUGAGUGUCUUAGCCCUGUGCCGAGUGAGGACAGCAGGAACACUGGCCGCUCUGGAGACCGGGGUAUCCCCACCCCUGACCCAGUGCCAGCCCCCAAAGGGCCCCCCUCCCCUGAGCAGGCAGUGCCAACAGCCAGGGGCCGCUGGCACUGGUCCCCAGAGCGCAAGYUGCAGCCACAGCACUCACGCAGCCCCAGUGACUCRGAGGGCUACAGACAGGGCCCGGUGRCCCGCAGCUCCCCGCCACGGGGCAGCGAUGAGGCGGUCCUGAUGCCCUUUGCCGACCGCCGCCGGUUCUUUGAGGAGAGCAGCCGACUGGCACCACCCCGGCACAGCAAGCCACCAGCAGGUGAUCGCGGCACCUUCCAGCCCCCUGGCCCUGAGCACCGGGAUGUCCAUCGCCUCUCUGUGGACCAGCCCUACAGCUCCCCAUCACCCAGCCRCCCUGGCUCUACUGGCCCCUAUGCUGAGUGUUGCCGGGAGCAGCCCCACUGUUACAAGCCACUGGGGAGGCCGGGGGAGCUGGAUUACCUGCGGGGCUUCUCCUACCCCUGUGGGGUUCCCCUGCGCCCUGAGCCCUGCCGCUACUGUGGAGGGGACCUGGGCCCACCACCACUGCCCCGUGGCCACACCUGCUGCUGUCACCCUGUGCCCUGGGUGCGCUGCCCUGACUGCUGCUGCCCGGCCCCCCAUCCUGGGCGAGAGGAGAGYGAUGCCCGGCCCCCCCAGAGAGCUUUCGUCCCGGAAUUUCCUCAGAAUGAGUGGGAACCACCCGCAAUAACCAGGAAAGUCAGCCAGUCCAUCAGUGAGCUCUCCAGCUACCCACUGAGCUUCCCAAGGCUUGGCGCCUUCCACACCUGCCUUGAGAGCAACGAGCCAGAGUGGCCACCCUGUUACCGGGCCACAUCCACGCAUGACCUCUUGUGGGAUAGUGACCGCCUGGCCCACACCCCUGAGAGCCCCCCAGAUCUGCUGUACCGCCCACUGCGGGGCAGAGCCUUCUCUGAGAGCCACCUCAACCUGGAACCUGCCAGCUCCUGGGGCCAUGACCGGAAGGAACUUCUCCGUGCCAAGUUGGACCCUCCCAGCGUCCCCAAAAAGAAGUGCCCCCCACCUCCCCGCCCACCUCCCCCCAACUGGGAGAAGUACAAACAGCGCCGGGCAUCCCAACACCCACCAGAUGGUGCUGGGCAUGGCUCUGCCUUCUCUGCUGCCCCGGUGCCAAUCUGCAGCAUURUUGAGGCAGUGAGAGAGCGGUCACAGAGCCUCACUGGGGAGCAGGAAGGCCAGUCCUGGGGGCGCACUGCACGCCUCCCUGCUCCACCAGGUUCCUGGUGCCGACCUGAGCCCCGCAGAUCACUCCGCAGGACUCCUGGGCCUGAUGCUGCCAACGCUGAGAUUUGCAGGGUGUCAGGGGCUGGGGAGAAGCAGAAGAAGAUGAAGCAAUCAUGGGAGAUGGAGGAGCAGCCCCAAAGGCUCAUCCAGAACCAGGAGCAGGGCUGUGCCAGUCCCCGUGGGGUGGGUGAGUGCUCCCUGUCCCUGCGUUGUGGCCCUGGCCCUGCCCUGCCAGAGGCACUCAAGCCCAGUCCUGGGGCAGUGGAGGGGGUGAGCUGCCAGGGCAGCCAACCCCAGCCCCGCUGCAAGGACUCUGAGGAACUGCUGUGGGAUGUGGCUGUCAGGGACCAUUCCCUGGCCAGUGGCCUGACCCCCUGCCCUGGCACUGCCACUGAGGUGAUGGGUGAGCUGCUGGUGGCAGGGGAGCGGCAGGCCUGGCGGAAGUGUCUCCAGCAGGACUGGCACCUGGAGGCUCUGACACAGGACAGCAAAGGUUUUGAGCCCAUCUCACCGCCUCCCAGGAGUGCUGCGAGUGCCAGUUCCUUCCCAGUGCACUACGGUGUGGCAGUGGGUAAAGCAGAGCCACUUAACAAGGUGAAGGCACUGCCGGAGGUAGUGGAGGGGAACUCAGAGGAUGAGGAGGAGGAGGAGGUGGACCACGAGCUGGUGGAAAAGAAGCUGCAGCUGAUUGAGAGCCUGAGCCGCAAGCUGGUGGUGCUGCAGGAGGCACAACGUGGGCUGCAGGAAGACAUCAGCGCCAAUGGGGCACUGGGAGAGGAYGUGGCUGCCCGCCUGCAAGCCCUCUGCACCCCAGGGGAGUUCGACAAGUACCGCCUCUUUGUGGGUGACCUGGACAAGGUGGUCAACCUCCUGCUUUCCCUCUCGGGGCGCCUGGCCCGGGUGGAAACUGCCCUGGGCAGCCUGGGUCCGCACGCCCCUGCUGAGGACAAGCUGGCCCUGCGGGAGAAGCAGCAGCUGCUGGUGGCACAGCUGGAGGAUGCCAAAGAGCUGAAGGAGCACGUGGGGCGGCGGGAGGAGGCAGUGGGUGCCAUGGUGGCACGGUACCUGCCCGCCGAGCACCUCCAGGACUACCAGCACUUUGUCAAGAUGAAGUCGGCCCUCAUUGCUGAGCAGCGGGAGCUGGAGGAGAAGAUCAAACUGGGCCAGGAGCAGCUCAGGUGCCUGCGUGAGAGCCUUGGCCAGGCUUCCAAGGGCUGCUAGACCCCUUACCCGGCCUCCCUCUGGGAUCCUGGCUGUGGUCCCAGCUUGCUGCCAAAGUGGUUCCAGCCCCUUGUGGGCUCUCCCUGUGUCUGUCCAUCUGUCCAACCUCUGCCUUUUAUUUAUUUUUCUGGUUUACCAAGCAGGGGAGGGGCUGCCAGUCCAGGUUCUGACAGGGGCUGUUGUGCCACAGAUCUGUCAUGUGCUCUGUGGCCACUCAGCAGCCUGUGGUCCAGCAAGACCAGAUGGAUGGAUGCUACCAGCACCCUCACGGGUCUUUCUGUGCCCAUGGGGUCCCUCCAGCUUGUCCUGGACACCACUGUCUGUCUUGUAUCCAGUGCUGCACCACAUGCCUUAAACAUCUCUCGGCUACCCUGGGGUAUAUUCAUGCAGCACUUGAAAGGGUUAAACCAGGCUUGCUCUCUGUCAUGUCUGUUUGUCUGGCUCUGUCCAUCUGUCCAGUGGGAGCUGAAGGAAUUUCAGCCCUGGCAUCCUCUUCCUCCCCAUUGUGUCAGAAACAAUAGCCCUGGCCAGUAGGUUCUUAACCCACUCCCUGCUGGSUGAGGGACCACAUGGGGCUGAGGUGGGUGCCAAUAGGUGUACCUGUGUCUUGGCAUGGUGCCCUGCCAGGGCAUGGGGUUCUGGGACCAGUUCGCUGGGGCCUGCAGCUACCCUCUGUCACUAGUGGUGUGGGCAUGGAGAUAACUGGGUCUCAUCCAGCCAUCACCUUCAGCUUCUAGCCCAGCACCAGGAGUGACUAAUGGAGGAAAAACCACAUUAAGGACAAAACGGGGUACAUGUCCCUUCCUCUGUGCUGCAACAGCACUGAGAUGUCAUCCCCACACUGUCCACCUGUCUCCAUGGAAUGGGCAGGUGCCUUGAUUCUGAUUUUGCACAGGGGUUUAAUGCAACCAACAGGAGCGUGGGGCAGGGGCUAAACGUUUUGGGGAGGCAGGGGGCCUACAGUGCUUUGGGGUGACCCCAUAGCUGGACGAUCCCUUUCCCAGGGUGCAGGCAGCACCCAUGCCUGCCUGCGUGCCCCAACAGCAGCCCCACUUGGGGCUGCCCCUGCUCRGGGCCACCCUUAGCCUGUUAAACACUAUACCCCAUACCUGCCUGGUUGUACCAUGGGAUGGUGCCUAGCAGAAGUGGGGUCCUCAACAUUCUCUUCAUCUCAACUACCCCCAAGAUCAUUGCUAGGACCAAAGACUGCACCAGUGGGGGGCCAUGCUGUUCUCAUGAUGGGUUCAGCAGCCCUUCACGGGAUCCUGUGCUGUAGGAGCUGCCAGUGCCUUCAUGUUGCUGCGUGCCUUUGUACGUCUCACACUAAAGCAGCAGCCAGAACUGCAUGUCUGUCCAGUUGUGUCUCCGGUUUGUCCCUAUGCCACAGCAAGUGGCRCCAGAGCGAGGAGGGAGUAGUUGCUCCAUCGGGAAGAAUCAAGCCUUGGCAAACUCUUGGGAUCUGAAUGCCCCUGUGGCACAGGGAACACCUGAAGUGCAGCUGUGGGCAGGGUGUCCUCUGCACCCAGUGCUCCUAGGCUGGAGUACAGGACGGUGCCUGGACCCUUCCCCAGGGAUGCAUGUAAGGGUCACAGCACUUGGGUGGUGGAUGUAGCAGUUUCCCUGGCAAUCUGCCAAAGCGGCGCUACCAGAGUUUUUGGGGCAGCCCARAACGGGAGGGGGUGGCUGUUCUCGGGGGAUGUUGCCGUGGUGCUGCUGAGCCUGUUCGGGGUGUCACUGCGGUACGGCAGGGUGCUGCCCAGUGGCUUCCCUGGGGACUCCUCUGCUCGCCGGUCGCAUAGAGCAAUGCGGGCAAGCAGCGCUCGCGCCCCGCUGGGCGGCGCCAUCCUCGCGCGGACUGCGCGCGUGCAGGU
Malurus melanocephalus (red-backed fairy wren) is the source of this 6126-nucleotide messenger RNA. It is a transcript of the gene SHROOM4, whose product is annotated as shroom family member 4. The transcript has 10 exons. Bases 89 to 4255 code for a protein of 1388 amino acids. NCBI's taxonomy places the organism in Eukaryota, Metazoa, Chordata, Aves, Passeriformes, Maluridae. The record is from RefSeq and is a predicted model, not a curated record. Gene Ontology annotation, biological process: actin filament organization. Gene Ontology annotation, cellular component: adherens junction; apical junction complex; apical plasma membrane. Gene Ontology annotation, molecular function: actin filament binding.